Molecule: messenger RNA, 3660 nt
Organism: Ectocarpus sp. CCAP 1310/34
Lineage: Eukaryota; Phaeophyceae; Ectocarpales; Ectocarpaceae
Source: the annotation of a GenBank genome assembly
CGGUGGUGGUGGUGGAGAGAGGCGAGAGAGGGAACAAGAAGUAGAAGAAGUGCGCAGCACGCACGCAAGCCUUCCUCAUCAUCGCACCGACCACGCCCAAAGGGUCCCCGUGACUGCGCCGGUGGUACCCUUCAACACACGAAAUUACCAACACGUGUCCCCCUGGGAUCCUCACGACCAGAUACUGCUGCGAGUAUAUCUAACAGAAAAACAAGGAUCGCAGUUUUGUUUUCGUUGCGGGUUUCCAGUUUCCAGCGUGGGUGUUUGUCAUCCCGUUUGUUCUGGCCAUCGUGACGUCGUUCUUCCAGCAUGUUUUUGGACGGACACACCAGCCGGACCACUAGAGUGCUCAUAAACUACGACAAGAAGGACCUGCAGCAGCUCGUGUCGUGCGUGGAGAGGGCGCUGCAAAAAUCUCCCUCCGACCCACCGAUGCGCGUGACGAGUCUAAGCUAUGCCCCCGUCGAGACCACCGGCGGCGAGGGCGGUGGUGUACUAGACGGCACGCCGUUCUGCCCGCAACCCAAGCGGCAGAAGUCGUCGACCGACGCGCGGCACAAGUACGUCUUGCUGACUCAGAAGACGUUCAACCCGGAGGUGUUUUGGGCCAUGGAGAAGGUCUUCCUCGCCGCCGUGGUAGUUAGGGAGGGCGACGACGAAGGUGAUGAAGAAGAAGAGGUCAACGACGAAAACAACCGAAGACUCUCCAACGGCAGCGUUGCCACGUCGAACACUUCUCCCGCUGGCCGCGGCGUCGGCACCAUCGGCAACAGCAGCGUUAGCCCGUCGCCGCCAGCGCCGAAGCCUCCCGCGCAUCAGGAGCGCUUGUCCCCAUCGAGCCCCCCUCAGAUAGAUCGUGUCUCGCGGAUAGGGGAUUCCAGUACGCUUGGCGGCGGAGGUGAGGGGUCUGGUGGUGAUUCGCCGGCGCCCCCGUGGGCACCGCCCGGCCCCGACAUCGGGGGAAGCGAAGACUUGGUGCUGUCUGUGCCGGGAGCAGGAGCUUUGUCGCCGGCCAUGAGCACGCUGUCCUCGAGGGGUUCGACAGAGAUGGAGCGGGACGAAGAUAGAGGCGCAGGCAGGGACUCGGACAACGGUAGCAUCCUCGACAGCAGCAGCAGCUGCGGCGGCGGCGGCAGCAUUGACCGAGGGCGCAAGCAAUCCUCCGCCACUGCCACUUCGUCGUGCGCGAGCACCGUUCCCGAAGGCGGCGGCGCGGACGGCGGCGGCGGCGGCAGCAGCGGGGCUGCCGAUUCUCCGCUCGCAAGCCCCGGCCCGGGGAAGCUCUCGGUUCUGUUCCGGCGGGCUUCUCGGCUCCCGCCCGAUACCGAGCGGAACUCCGGCAGCAGCGAAGGCGGCGGCGACGGUAUUUCCUCGAACGGGGACGACCGAACAGCCGGUGCCGCCGCCGAGGAGGCCGCCGCUGGCGGCGGAAACGUUGGUGGUGAUGGCACGAACAGUGAGGGCGCCGGCUUGGUCCGCGGCGGCCGUGGCGCACGGCCUGCCAGCCGCGGGAACCCCGUCGCCAGCCACGAGCAGCGCUCGAAGCAGGCGCGCGGCAGAGACAGAGAUAAGGAGAGCUCUCGGCCCGCUGCUGGCCAGCGCGAAGUCGGGAGCGGCAGACCGGGAACGGGCAGCUCGAGUUCGAGAAGCGCGGCGGCGGCGGUCAAGGGGGACGAAAAGCGGAGGGCGGCCAUGGACGGGCCGGGGAGGGAUAAGGGACUGCAGAAGAAGAGACCGGUGACGAAGACGAGAGAGUUGCACCGCAAGGCCGCGACGACGACCGCCGCAAGCGCCAGGUCCGCCGCCCACAAGAGCCGCAGCAAGCCCAUUACCUCUGCUACCGGCUGCUCGACAACAGCGACGACGCCCCACACACAGAAGUCUGCGACGGCCACAACGCCCUCAGAACAGAAGCCCGCCGUGACUCCACGCAAGCCUCUCACGACGACGCCGCGCAAGCCGCAGCAGCAUCCGGUGCAGCACCGGUCCCCCCGGGGGGUGAAGCCCAGCGAGCGCAAGCAGCCGCCAUUCAAGGCCGCGGGUGCGCCCAAGGCGAGGCUUCCGCUGAGAACGAACACGGCGACGGCGGCGGCGGCGGCGGGAGCAACGGCGACGCCGGGGAAGUCGAGGUCGAAGGGAACGGCGACGACGGCGGCGGGAGGAAGCGGCGGCGGGAGUGGUGCCGCUUCGGGAGAAGGGAGCCCGAGCCCCAGCAAGCGUGGGCCUCCUAGGUGCAACAAGUCGUCGCUGAUGGUUUCUGCGUCCGGCCACAUGGCUUGGGAACGCAACCUGAGAACGGUGUCCAAGUUCCAGCCGAACAAGAAGGUUACCUCCCUUCAGAGGAAAAAGGAGGCGCUGCACCGGGCUAUGCGAACGGGUGGUAAAGGCGGCGGCGGCGGCGGCGGCGGCGGCGGCGGCGGUGGGCGGGGAGGUCGCAGUGGAGGCGGUGGCGGAGGUGACGGCGACGGUGGCAAGGGGGAAGAUGGCCGGCCUUCUAUUGGGACGUGGGCCACAACGCAGAACUAUCUCAAGAUCCUGAAGGAGAUCAGCGGAAAGGACGAGGAGGAGCUGGAGUGGUUGGUCGUCGCCAAGAAGGGGCAGGGGGUUGAGAAAAGCGAGACGAGGCGCGAGAACGCCGAGACAGAGUACCACCGCUUGCUCUGCGAAGAAUCCAUGCAGGAGGCGGGUCUUAAGCUUCUCAGAGACCGCCGUCUGGAGGUGGCUCUGCGGAAUGUCGGGAAGCAGGGGGAAGAGCUAGAUCGCCUGACCGAGCUCCUAGAGGAGCUGGGCGGACAGGAAAUGUCCCUCGUCGCGAAGGGCGCCGACGCGGAGCAACAGGAGUCGGCGCAAUUAGAAUCGGCGGCAGCCGUGGCAGCGGAGGCGGCAACGGUAGCCGCGGAGGCAGCAGAAGCAGCAGCAGAAGCGGCAGCAGACGCAAACGCGUCCCCGGAAGCGGUCGACACCGAGCAGAUGAUGGAGCGCGCAGCUGUGGCCGCAGAAGCGGCGGCGCAGGCAGCGGAGAAGGAGGCGGUAGCGACGGCAGCCGCGGAGGCUGCGGCGGCGGCGGCGGCGGCGGCGAGAGCCUCGCGGGAGGCGGAGAGGGAGCGUCUCGAGCGGGCCAGGGACGAGGCGGAGGAGAAGCUGGGGAGGGUGCUGGGCGACAUCGGGGCCGGGAAGGAGAAGCUCAGGGCGCUGGGGGGCACCAUGAAGGAGGAAUGCAGGGGGGUGCCCGGCGGGGGCGGUAGCGCACUCGAGACGGUCGAGGGUGGCAAAGGCAUCACGGCGGACGUGUGCUCGGCAAGGGAGCUCAUCGCGCCUACACGGGCCAAGAGUGGCCUGAGCGGCAUCGAGGAUGCCGCCAAGACUCUCGCCGAGGAGCUCCGCAAGACGCGGUGGGUGGCUGCUCUGGCUCGGAUGGAAAAGUGGAGGGAACGUAAAGAGGCCCUCCCGGAGUACGCCAAGGAAGUCGCCGAUCAGGAAAAGGCGUGGUUCGAACGAGAGAGGGAGGCCAACGAAAUGGCCCUGCAGCGCACCCGCAAGCUCAUUCCCGUGGGCGUGACGCGCCUCACGGUGGCAGAGCUGGAGCAGCACGCGCUCGACGCCGGGUCGCUGUACCCCCGAGAGCUGGCCCUGCGGAUCAAGGUGCCGAAAUUUCGGUGA